Mytilus trossulus (common blue mussel) is the source of this 3431-nucleotide messenger RNA. Its product is annotated as heparan sulfate glucosamine 3-O-sulfotransferase 5-like. The coding region runs from base 162 to 1229 and encodes 355 amino acids. NCBI's taxonomy places the organism in Eukaryota, Metazoa, Mollusca, Bivalvia, Mytilida, Mytilidae. Gene Ontology annotation, molecular function: [heparan sulfate]-glucosamine 3-sulfotransferase activity. The record is from RefSeq and is a predicted model, not a curated record. The transcript is spliced from 3 exons.
UGAACAUAACAGAACCGUGAAAUCUUUCUUUUUCUCAAACCGGAAAUUGAUAUCCUAUCCGCGAAAGAAAAGAAAAACAAACGGGACAGUACAAUUUAUAACAUCAAAGCUCGUCUAUCCAGGGCAACCCACCUGUUCACAGAAAGAAGUAUAGGGUGUAAAUGAAGGGCACUUUUGUUGUAUGGGUCGAAGGAAAAGUUAAGGAAGUGACGAAUGGAAGAAUGAAUUACCAAGAUGUUAAAUAUACACAGCUAUCUAAUAAAACAGAAGUAUGUUCCAGAUGUUGUACUCCACGUAAAUUGUUCACCUAUUUCUUCAUACUUGUUGUAACAUUAAUUGGACUACUAGUGACAUGCUAUAGUCAUAGCGGUAUAUGUAAUAAAUAUGAUUAUCGGAAGGUCCAUAUGAGACUUACCAAGCGCCGACUACCUCAUUGUAUUAUCAUUGGAGCUAGAAAGGCAGGAACAAGAGCGUUAAUCACUUAUCUUAAAGUUCAUCCAGAUAUUCAAACGGCUCAGUAUGAAGUGCACUUUUUUGAUAAUCAAGAAAAUUAUGAUUUUGGAUAUGGAUGGUAUCAAAAGCAAAUGCCAUACUCGUUUCCAGACCAACUGACAAUAGAAAAAUCACCUGCAUAUUUCACUGAAUCCAUUGUUCCUGGUAGAGUUUAUAGAAUGAACUCUACCAUCAAGAUACUACUUAUUGUCAGGGAUCCAGUACAACGCACUAUUUCAGAUCAACUACAGCUGAACUUUAAAGGACUGGAUAUGGGAUUGGAAGUGCAACCUUUUGAGGAAUUAGUUCUUAAUCCUAAAACUGGAAAUAUUGAUAUGAACUUUAAACCAGUUCACAGAUCUUAUUAUGAUGUUUACAUGAAAAAUUGGUUGAAAUAUUUCCCAUUGAAUCAAAUUCACAUUGUUGAUGGUGAUCAGCUGAUAGCCAAUCCUUAUUCUGAAGUCUAUAAAGUCGAAUCAUUCCUUGGAUUAAGACACGCAAUACCUCAAUCGGACUUUGUUUACAAUGCUACUAAAGGUUUUUAUUGUCUAAAAACAGAUACAGCAUACCAAAAGUGUUUAUCGGGGUCAAAAGGUCGCUCUCAUCCUCACAUACAGAAGGAGGUUAUUGAAAAACUUCAAGAUGUAUUUUGGAAACAUAAUGAAAACUUCUUUGAACUGGUCAAUCAGAGAUUUUUUUGGAACAAUAAAACCAUGACAUCCAAAAUUGGUAAAUAAAUUAAUACCUCAUUUCACCACACAGAGCAUAAGAAAUCAAAUUAACAUUUAUAGUACAGAUGGAUUUUUUUCUCAUAAUUAUAUUUAACUUUUCUGUAAGUAAAUCAAACGACUGAUUUUGUAUUAUUAGUUCAAAGACUAAGUACCAAUCAGAAAAAUCAGUAAAAGAGCCACAACAGGAAAAAUUAUAAUAUUUUUUUUAUUACGAAAAUGUAAUCAAUAUAUCGAGUCAUACCAUUGUUAAAUGUAAAACUAGUGCUUCCUGUUAUAAGGUUGCUUUAUCACAGUAACAUUUUAUUCUGUUAACUUUUAUAAAUGUCAGACACUGCAUUUUAAUUUUUAAUGAGCAUUGAGUUUUUUUAUUUGCAAAUAUUGUUUGUUUUAUAGAUAUUUAGAGAUGCCAAACUUUGCCAUUAUUUGUUAUGAUUUUUUCUUGCCUUAAGUAGACAUGUUGUCUCUGUUGGCAUACAGGCUGUUUGGUUGCUGACUCCCACUUGUUCUUCAAAAUUAUCAAACAUAUUCAAUAUUUUAUUUUUAUUUUUCUGUCUAUUGAAAAAAGUUAAAAUUUAUUGAACUGAAAGCAGAUCUGAAACAUGUGGAAGAUGUAGAGUGAUAUGAAUUCUGAAUCAAACAAGCAAAUUUUACUGAAGGCAAAUAUCACAUGUGUUCUUGUUUUAUUAUUUAAAAAUUGCCAAAUCAUCUCUCAGACUCACUAACUAAUAGUAUAUUUUCUGUAAAUUAACAAUUUGAUAUUGUUCAAAAGUAUUAUAUAUAUAUAUAUAUUUUGUUCUAUGUACCCAUGGUUGUACAUUUUUUACAAGUAAUCUAUUUUCAUACAAUAUUUAUAUCUUCAUAUCAAUAUCAUACAGAAUUAGUCUGUAGAAAAAAACAUAUACAUGUGAUAUAUAAAUCAUAGAAAUUAGGUACAUUUGUAUACAGAAGGUGCUACAAUGUGCAUUACAUUUUUUGUGUAUCUUUUACUUAUUUCAUUGUUGAUAUAGAGAAAUGUUCAAUUUAUACAUCACUUUUUUACCUGCACAUUCUAAUUUUUGUCACAUAUUCAUUUUUACAAUUUUCCCCUAAGACCAUACAUAGAUUUUUAUAUUGUCUCAAAGCUUGUGUGGCCACAUUGUAUAAGAAAGGUUGUACUUGUUAUCUGUUAGUUUGUUUAAAGCAUUAUAUACUGAUCUUUUUGAAACACUGAAACACGAUAAAUGAAAGAUGGUAUUGAAAAUUGGAAUUUUGGCUAAUCCAAUUACAUUAUGAAAAAAAAAAAGAGCCUUUAAAAAAUGUCAUGCUUUUUAUGCUCCAGCUGAAAGCAUUAUGUUUUUUGGUCUGGGGUUUGUUUGAUCCCUCGUCUAUCUGGCUUCAGGUUAAUGUUUUUGGUCAUGGUAGUUUUUGAUGAAGUUGAAGUCAAAUCAACUUGAAACUUUAUACACAUAUUUGCUAUAAUAUGAUCUUUCUAAUUUUUAAUUCCAAACUAGAGUUUUUACCCUAAUUUCAAGGUCCAUGUAACAUUGAAAAUUAUAGUGCAAGUGGAGCAACCAUGGUAUACUAUGGACACAUUCAUGUUUACAAUUUUUUCCCAGCUGUAAAAUGAUAUCAGAGGGUCUAUGUAAUAUAAUACUGUAUCUAAAAGCAGACAAAAUACCCAAAGAUGUUUCAAUACUGUGUUAACAGUCCUUUCUAGAAUGCUUGCAUUCAAAUUUCAUAUGGUGUUCAUGCUCUGCUCAGUGUAGACAACUUUUAUUAUUUUUAAGCUCAUCUGGAACAUGUGAGCCAUAAUCAUUGAUAAUUAUAUUUUGGAAUCUCUACUGUGUUUGAUUGAUCCCUGGAAUUUCAAGUGUAUAUAUUAUUUAUAUCCAAGAUUUUGAUUUACCAACAAAAAUUAAAAACAAGUUGCUUUCUUAAAAAAAAAAAGAGCAACAUGUGAACCUGGAGACGGCUGACUAUCAGCAUGUCGCACUCCUCUCUUUUAAGGCAUUAUUUGUAUUGAUUAUUAUUAAUUUUAAUCAAGCAUUACAUUUUACUGGUAAUAUGAAUUUUGUAUAUAAAUUUGUUUUUUGGACAUUUUUACACAGUUUAGAUAUUUGUAGAUUUUGACAAUGUUUAUUUCGUGUAGAUUUCAUUUUUCAAGAUUUUCUCUAUGGCACAUUUAUAACUUAUUAAAGGUUAUAUUGUUUAAGAUAUUCAUAAAUAUGU